This is a messenger RNA of Hyaloscypha bicolor E, 1251 nucleotides long. RefSeq lists its product as uncharacterized. The transcript has 2 exons. The coding region runs from base 395 to 1108 and encodes 237 amino acids. Lineage: Eukaryota; Fungi; Ascomycota; Leotiomycetes; Helotiales; Hyaloscyphaceae. The record is from RefSeq and is a predicted model, not a curated record.
CUUCAAAACAUUUGGUUUCCUGAAAUUGAAGUCAGACGGGAAGGAAUUGCGAAUACCUACACAAAAACUUUGGAAUGCAUAUACCGAGAUCCAGUUCCUGCAAGCAACCCGUGGGCAAAUUUUGCCGAGUGGCUGGAAGGCCGUUCCGAAUCCAGUCUGUACUGGAUCACUGGCAAUUUGGCAAAGCUGGAACGGGCAAAUCUACUCUAAUGAAGUUCCUGUACAAUAACCCUUUCACUGAGUAACCAUACCACCUCCCUAUUGUUGCUUCAGCGUUCUUCUUUUGGAACUCUAGUUCUGAGAUACAAAUGUCGCGAAUAGGCCUUUUACGCACUCUUCUUUACGAAGCUCUCAGUAAACGUCAAGACCUCAUUCAUAUCGUGGCCCCAAAGAGAUGGGAUGCAUGCCGCCUGUUUGGAAACGAUCCAUAUCCAUGGUCACAGACCUCCUGUUAGAGGCUUUGGCGACCCCUGUACGGGAAGGCGGCAAGACUGCACAGCUCUGCUUUUUCAUUGAUGGACUCGAUGAAUUUGAGGGAAGCUUCGAAGACUGCCAAAAUCUGAUCGACUCGUUAAUGCCCGACAGUGAAAAUUUGUAUUUCCAGUCGCCCUUGGCCUAUCUUCCAGGAUUCAUUCGAGAAAAAAACCCCCCCAGCCUGCUUCUGCAAUGCUUUACCUAUGCCGAUAUGUACCUCUAUGUCAAGACCAAACUGGAGCAGAAUGUUGGUUUCGCUGAACUUUCUCACAGAGACUUGACAUUCUGCUCAGACUUAGUGGGUGGCAUUGUACAAAAGUCUGCUGGUAUGUGGCUGUGGGUAUACUUUGUCAUGAGAUCAUUACUUGAGGCCUUUACAUAUGGUGUCAGGACAUCACAUCUCCGCGAGAUUUUGGAUAGUCUUCCAGCAGAGCUUGCAGAUCUCUUCCAGAAGAUGUUGUCCAGACUAAAACCUAAGUAUCUGGAACAGGUAUCGCAGAUAUUUCAGAUAUUCCGUGUCGCGCCUGCUCCACCCUCUCUCCACCUAUUAUCAAUUGUGGAUGAGGAAGAUGAUCCAAAUAUCGCCUUACAGCUCGAGUGCAAACCUCUGGAUCCCCUAGAAGAGCAGACUUGACUAGGGUCAAUAGACUGUCCCUAAACAAACUCCAAAGGGCUGCUGGAAAUUAAGGACAGAGGCAUACACCCCAACGACACGUUAGAUUUACUCGAUUUCAGCCUCCAAAAUCCGCCACCACCAACAACUGUGGCUGAUCUCCG